Molecule: messenger RNA, 8051 nt
Organism: Acanthopagrus latus (yellowfin seabream)
Lineage: Eukaryota; Metazoa; Chordata; Actinopteri; Spariformes; Sparidae
Gene: nomo
Product: nodal modulator
Cellular component (GO): endoplasmic reticulum membrane
Molecular function (GO): carbohydrate binding
Source: RefSeq, a predicted model, not a curated record
UUCCGUGUGAGAGACAGAGGUCUGACACAGUGCGGUGCAGCAGGUCGGGGCUGCUCCCCUGGACCUGCUGGAUCCUCAUCCAGGAAGUUGUCUCUGGGAAUAGCUGAGUUGUUUCCCUGGCGGCGGACACCGUCAACUCCCUGUAGACGAAGUUCAUUUUUUAGCUUUUCGUCACUUUAUCCAACACAUAGGGUUUGUCAUCUCGGAAGAGGGGACGAUGGAGGUCGACUCAGUCUUCUUCACUGAUCGGAGCGGAAGAGUCACCAGUAACCCCCUGUUGGACCAGCUCCCCAGCUACCAGUCGCUGUUGUACCGCAGGAAGUCAUCGGCCGCUGGCACCAAGCGAAGAAACAGCUCUAGAACGCGACUCGGCUCCUCCGGCAGUGGGAAAUGGGCUGUGAGCACAGUCAGCCGGCAGGACGAGAAACAGAAGACUCAGGCGGAGCAGAGACCCAUCCGGGAACUAGCCAGGCCCAUGGCUGAGAAACGCAUAUGCAACACACAGCGCUUGGCAGAGGCUCAAGGGCUCAGCAGCUGGAGCCAGUUGAGGCAAAGCACCCGCAGGCUUCUGAGGAGGCUGAGGGAGGACGGCCAAGAGUGGGUGAGCUCCCUGAAGCUGUGGAGGGGAGACAUCCAUCUGAUAGAGGGGAUGUUCGGCACCGGGAUCCUGUCCUACUUCUCCUUCCUGCGCUUCCUGGUCAUGCUCAACUUUAUCAUCUUCCUGCUCAUGUUCAGCUUCGUCAUGUUACCCAUCAUUGUUGCUCACCACACUUCAGGGAACAUCACCUACAACCCGCAUGAUGGAAGUGUGUGCAGUGUGUAUCCAAGCAGUGCCCGUCGAGGUCUGGUCAUCUUUCACGAGCACAUUACAGAUCUGCUGUCUGGUGGAGGCUUUCUGGAACAGACAUACCUCUUCUAUGGUUACUACAAGGUGGACAAAAUACACUUUCCAAAGAUGACCUACAAUUUGCCGCUGGCCUACCUGCUGGCCACUAUAGGCUACCUGUUCCUCAGUCUCAUCUGGAUUGUAAAAAGGUCUGCCACAGGGUUCAAACGAAACCUGGUCCAGGAUGAGGAUCGUUUUCAGAGCUUUUGCAACAAGAUUUUUGCCGGCUGGGACUUCUGCAUCACCAACGAGAACGCUGCGAAGCUGAAGAGAAGCAGUUUGCUCUACGAGCUCAGGACGGAUUUGGAGGAGGAGAGGAUCAAACAGAAAAUAGCAGAUCGCACCCGCAAAGAGAAGUGUCGGAUUUACGUCAUCCGCCUCGUCCUCAACCUGUUUGUCAUCGGCGUUCUGGCUAGUUGCUUCUACAGCAUUUAUAUCGCCACCGUCUUCUCCCAGAAAGCCCAGCUGAAUAAUAUAAAGGUGAAUUUUAUCAUGGAUCUCAUCUACGAGUAUCUACCCUCAAUUGUUAUUACCAUGGCCAACUUCAUUACCCCCCUCCUCUUCUCCAUCAUCAUCAAUUAUGAGGACUACUCGCCCGCCUUUGAGAUCCGCUUCACGCUCAUAAGGUGUGUCUUCAUGCGGUUGACCAGUAUCGGGGUUUUGCUCCUCUCUCUCUGGUCUCAGAUCACUAAAUGUAAAGAGGAGCCCUGCGUCUGUGGCUAUAACCAUUUGCUUUACUCUUGCUGGGAGACCCGUGUGGGCCAGGAGAUGUACAAACUCACCAUCUUUGACUUCAUCAUCAUUCUCGCAGUCACCAUCUUUGUGGAGUUUCCCAGAAAGCUGAUAGUGAUGCACUGUGACUGUGGCCUGGCUAAGUGGUGGGGCCAGCAGGAGUUUGGUAUUCCUCAGAAUGUGCUGGAGAUCGUCUACGGUCAGACCAUCUGCUGGAUCGGCACGUUCUACAGCCCGUUGCUGCCUGCCAUCUGCACCAUUAAAUACUUCUUUAUCUUCUAUGUCAAGAAGGUCUCACUGGUAAACAACUGCCGUCCCGCCACGCGUCCGUUCCGAGCCUCCAGCUCCAACUUCUUCUUCCUGGGUGUGCUGCUGAUAGGCCUGGCGCUGGCCUGUCUGCCAGUCACUGUUAGCGUAGCACAAAUAAACUGCUCCCAGGCCUGUGGACCAUUUGUUAAUUACAACACCUCCUGGGAGGUGGUGCCAGCUUCAGUAUCCAAGCUACCAAGCGGAGUCCAAACACUGCUGUAUGGCCUCUCAUCGGAGGCCUUCGCUGUCUCCUUCUUUGUUGUCACAUGUUUGGCCAUGUUUUAUGUGAUCGCACUUGCUGGAGCUCACAAAAGAGUUAUUAACCAGCUAAGGGAGCAGCUGGUCAUGGAGGGCCGUGACAAGCGUUUUCUGAUCCAAAAGCUGUGCCAGGCCCAGAAGUACUCAGCAAUCAAAUCCCCAGGGUCCAGAUCGCAGCCCCGCAGCAGCAGCAGAAGCAGCCCCAGCUACCACACCAGCUUCGCCAACAACUUCACCGAAAGCAUGUUCCUGGCACACCCGACUCCUGACUCGUCCACACAUCAGCUCAGCUGCUACGGAACCGGAGGCAGCGUGCUGUUGCUCGGCUCAGCGACAGAUAGUCAGUCAGUCAAAAUGUUGAGAAUAACGAUCCGGGCAGACGUGGGAGCCCUUUGGGUUUUGUUCUGUAUCACAUAUUCUCAGUUCUUGACCGUCUCUUCUGAUGACAUAGUGGUGGCGUGCGGGGGAUUCGUGAAAUCCGACGUGGAGAUCAACUACUCUCUGAUCGAGAUUAAACUGUACACCAAACAAGGAUCCUUGAAAUACCAAACGGAUUGUGCUCCAAUCAAUGGCUACUUCAUGAUCCCUCUCUAUGACAAGGGAGACUUUGUUUUGAAGAUUGAGCCUCCUCUCGGGUGGAGCUUUGAGCCGACCAGUGUCGACCUCCAUGUGGAUGGAGUGAGUGACAUCUGUACGAAAGAAGAAGACAUCAACUUUGUCUUCACAGGCUUCUCAGUCUCGGGAACGGUUCUGAGUAAAGGCCAUCUCUUGGGUCCGGCUGGAGUAGAAGUCAAACUCAGCCGAGUGGGAACAGAGGAGAAACUCCAGAGUGUUGCCACACAGCCUGGAGGAAAGUAUACCUUUUUAAAAGUACUACCUGGAAACUAUGACAUCACAGCUUCCCAUCCGUCCUGGACUCUGGAGCAGAGCACCACCUCAGUGCACGUCUCCAAUGCCAACGCACCGGCCGCUGACCAUCUGGUCGUUGGAGGCUACGACGUCUCGGGGGAGGUCCGCAGUGAUGGAGAGCCCAUGAAAGAGGUCACCUUCCUGCUGUACUCUGCCACAGUCAAGAGAGAGGACGUGGGUGGCUGUAACAUGUCCCCAGUGGAGGGAGCAGAUUCUGGAGACAGCUCCCUGAUCUACAUGUGCAGCGCUCUGUCCAGAGAGGACGGGACCUUCGUCUUCCCCUCACUGGCCAGUGGCGAGUACACUGUGGUUCCUUUCUACAGAGGAGAAAGGAUCACAUUUGACGUCGCUCCCUCUAGGAUGAAUUUCAAGGUGGAACACAACAGUUUGAAACUAGAGCCCAUCUUCCGGGUCAUGGGCUUCUCUGUGACGGGUAGAGUCCUCAACAGUCUCGGUGGGGAGGGCGUCCCCGAUGCCACAGUGUCCCUCAACAACCAGAUCAAAGUCCUCAGCAAGGAGGACGGUUCUUUCCGGUUGGAGAACAUGACGGCCGGCACCUACACCAUCCGCGUCAACAAGGAGCUCAUGUUCUUCGAGCCAAUCACAGUGAAGAUCGCUCCCAACACACCCCAACUCCCUGACAUCAUCACAGCCGGGUUCAGCGUGUGUGGCCAGAUCUCCAUCAGCCACCUGCCAGAGGGCAUGAAGCAGCAGGGCCGCUACAAGGUCACUCUGUCACACCAGGACCAAGACAAGACCCCCAGCAAGACCAUCGACUCCGAUCCUCAGGGGGCCUUCUGCUUUCAGGCCAAACCUGGUGACUACAGUGUUCACGUGUCUCUCCCUGAGGCGGAGGUGAAAGCCGGCCUGGCUCUGCAGCCUCAGGCCCUGGAGGUCUCCCUAGUGGACCGGCCCCUCACAGACUUGCUCUUCACCCAAUUCAUGGCUUCUGUCUCCGGGAAAGUCUACUGCUUGGCGUCCUGCGAUGACCUGUCGGUCACCCUGCAGCCAGUGAGUCGUCAGGGGGAGAGGAGGGCGGUGGCUCUGUCUGGCAGCAGUGACACGCUCAGCUUCUCCUUCGAAAAUGUUUUACCUGGAAAAUACAAAGUGAGUAUUUCUCACGAGGAGUGGUGCUGGAAGCAUAAGUCCGUGGAAGUGGAGGUUCUGGACUCGGACGUCUUGGGGGUGGAGUUCAGACAGAUUGGCUACAUCCUCCGCUGCUCCCUCUCACACGCAAUUACCUUGGAGUUCUUCCAAGAUGGCAGCAAACCUGAGAACGUCGGCGUGUACAACCUCUCCAAGGGAGUGAACCGCUUCUGCCUCUCCAAGCCAGGUGUUUACAAAGUCACCCCUCGCUCCUGCCACCAGUUUGAGCAGGAAUUCUACACCUACGACACCUCGGCCCCCAGCAUCCUCACCCUCACUGCAGUGCGGCAUCACAUGACCGGGCUCAUCACCACCGACAAGAUCCUGGACGUCACCGUUACCAUCAAAUCAUCCAUCGAGAGCGAGCCGGCUCUGGUGCUGGGCCCCCUGCGGAGCCUGGAGGAGCAGAGGCAGGAGCAGCAGCUGCAGGAGAUUCUGCUGCGCCGUCAGGAACGAGAGCGCCGCGCCGCUGAAGAGGACGGAGGAGCCCGGGAUGAUAGCCCUCCUAUCCAAGAGAGGGCUGACGAGCUGACAGGACCCUUCCACUACGAGUUCUCCUACUGGGCCAGGGCCGGAGAGAAGAUCACAGUGACGCCCUCCUCUAAGGAACUGCUGUUCUACCCUCCAGAGGUAGAAGCCACGAUCACUGGAGAGUCGUGUCCAGGUCGGCUGGUGGACAUCGCAGGGCGUGCAGGUCUCUUCCUGGAGGGCAAGGUGUCACCAGAGCUCCAGGGUGUGGAGAUCUCCAUCACGGAAAGAGGAGCUGCUGCACCGCUCAUCAGUGUGGCCACUAACGAGAUGGGAGCAUACAGUGUGGGUCCUCUCCACAGCGACCGGCAGUAUGACAUCAGCGCCAGUAAAGAAGGUUUCGUCCUGAGUCCGGUGGAGGGAACCCAGGGAGACUUCAAAGCGUUCGCUCUGGCUGGUGUCACCUUCAAGAUCAAAUCAGAGGAUGGUCACCCCCUGUCAGGUGUGCUCCUGUCUCUUAGCGGAGGACAGUUUCGCUCCAAUCUGCUGACCCAGGACACCGGCCUGCUCACCUUCAACAACCUGAGUCCCGGUCAGUACUACUUCAAGCCGAUGAUGAAGGAGUUCCGCUUCGAGCCAGCGUCUCAGAUGAUCACAGUGGAGGAGGGUCAAAACCUCAGCAUUGAUAUAACCGGCAUCAAGACUGCUUACAGCUGCUAUGGAGCAGUGCAAUCUCUGAGUGGGGACGCAGAGAGGGACGUGGCCGUGGAGGCGGUGGGACAGGGAGAGUGUAGCAUCUACAGCGAGGACACCGUCACCGACGAGGAAGGUCGCUUCAGACUCAGGGGUCUGCUGCCUGGUUGCAAAUAUCUCAUUCAGCUGCGAGCUGAAGGCAACGACCACAUCGAGAGGGCCUUACCACAACACAGAGCUGUAGAGGUGGGCAGCAAUGAUAUCGACGGGGUCAACAUCAUCGCCUUCAGGCAAAUUAAUCAGUUUGACCUCAGUGGAAACGUCCACACGUCUCCUGAACAUCUCCCCACGCUUUCGGUGAAGCUUUACAAGAGUGACAAUCUGGACAACCCAAUCAACAGUGUCUCUCUGGGACAGUCGCUCUUCUUCCACUUCCCUCCUCUGGACAGAGAUGGAGAGAGCUACGUGCUGAUGCUGUACUCCACGUUGUCGCGGUCGCAGUAUGACUUCACUCUGCCUCAGGUCACCUUCACCUCCAGUGGCUACCACAAGCACAUCACACUCACCUUCAACCCCACUCGUAAAGUGCCUGACCAGGAUGUUGCCCAGGGCUCCUAUAUAGCUCUGCCCCUCACUCUGCUGCUCCUUUUAGCUGCGUACAACCACGAGAAGGUAAUCCCCCUCCUGUUACAGCUGGUGAAUCGUAUCCAGGGAGUGAGGAGCAUGGCCCAGGCCAGCGGGGACAGCGCCGCUCUUGAUGAGGCCAAACGUCAGGCCAAGAGACAGAAGGCCAGGCGUACAUGAGGACGCAACCACGGCUCACUUCAGACCACAUCAGUGUAUGACAAAUACUACACCUGCACCCCUGGUUACAGCCUCAGAAUAGAGUAUCAGAUAAACCUCCUAACAUUUGGAGCGGCUGUUAAUCGUUGGUACUUGUGAACUAUUUAGCUCGCUAAGAUGUGAUUUGGCCCAGAGUGAAGCGCAACACGAAUCGCUCGGCGCCCGUUACCACCACCACCACCUCAUCAUCAGCCAUUCAGACUCACUGGACUGAUAGCUGAUAUUUUACAGGUUGUUUUUCUUCUGUUAUUUUUUGUUUCUUUUUCCAGAACACACUAUGUCUAAGAAAAUUGUUAAUAUUUGUGAUAGAAUAUGAGCCAUUUUUAUACCUUUGUAAUUUAUCUAGGUCAACUCAAAUCUUUUGUGUGUGUGUUUUGAAAGCACUUGAAUGCGUUUGAUCAGUCCGGACGUAGUUUAGGACCAUCAGGCACCGCGGAUUAAUCAUGUGUCACACCUACUAGCAUUGGUGUCAAUUCAGAUAAUACACAAAGGGGAUAAACACACAAAAAAUUGUCAAAUAGACUGAAAUUCAAUAAGACCUAUUCAUAACUAACAAUUUCAAAUUAACGACUUGACUUCAGGAUGUCAAGUUUUAUAUCUACUUAGAGAUCAGACAAGAGUCACAAGGAUUCGAGCUUGUGAAAUGAUCAUCAGAACUUGUAAACCUGUCAGGAAAUAAGUUUGUGAGUAUGUAGUGGAGACCUGUGGUUGUAGAGAAUUUUGAGAAUGUCUAAAUGAUAUUUGUUUUCACCACAGCGUUUACACAGUGUCUCUAAGAAAAAUGAUAUCCCAAGCAAAGAUUCAAAGCACAAAUCUGUGUGAAACUCAAAUCUUUACACACUAAACUGUCUUCUGUUCUGAAUGUGAACCCGAGCGUUCACAAAAGCUAACCUGGACUACAAAUCUUUUCUUAACAUCCACAUAACAAUUUAACAGGUCUACGAACGAAAAAUGAACUUUGAACUUUUGUAAAACUUCAUUUCACAAGCUCCAAAUCUUUUUGGCCCUUAUUUGACCCCAUAGGUUUGAUAUUAAAGCUGCACUAUGUAGUAAGACAUUUGUAAAUUAGACAAUAAUGAAGAAAGGUGGCAGGGUCCGCCAAAUGUAAACAAAGUAUAACGGGAUGAAAUUGUGUCGUCUUUUAAGGUCAGUUUGUUUAUUCCGUCAUGAAAACAAAGAGAGUUUGUGUAUCUAGUUGGUUUAAGCAUGACAACCAGUCAACGAAGAUUUUUCUCUUCUGAUGGAAACAUCUUCCAAAAAACUACAUAGUGCACCUUUUAAACUGACUCGGGUCCCCAAACUGAAUUGAGUCCCAUAACACCGUCAUAAACGGGGGUUUAAUUCUGUAACCACUAGCUGUGAUUGAGGGACAGCCAAAGACAAGCUCAUAAAAGCUUUGUACAAUUGUCAGCCAUGUCACUUAAAAUGCAGAACACCCACACAUUACUGUAAUGCACUCCACUUCUGAUGGUGUUUUAUAAACUGUUAAGUGUGAUGCUAGAUUGACUGUGUGUCAGGUUCUCCAUCAGCUCAGGAAAGUGGUGGUUAAUAGGAUGCCAGAAAUGUGGGUUUAAAUGCUGUGUGAAGAGAUUUGUUUUUUGGGCUGGGGGAGCUAUGGGGGGGGGUAACUGAUAGUUGAUUAAUUUAUUAACAUAUUGCUAAUCAGAUGUGAAUGAUAACCUUCUUUGUAUUCUGGGAAAUGUCUUUCAGAUGCGUGCUUGUUGUUUGGACGGUGUUCUGUCAGAUGAAGCGGGCGACAAGCUUUUUUUUUUUUUUCUAUUUUAUAAAAGACAUUAAAUUUUAAGAA